Molecule: messenger RNA, 219 nt
Organism: Thlaspi arvense
Lineage: Eukaryota; Viridiplantae; Streptophyta; Magnoliopsida; Brassicales; Brassicaceae
Source: the annotation of a GenBank genome assembly
AUGAAGAAUCUUCUGAUGCUGUGCAUGGAAUCUGUGGCCAGUAAUGAUCAUAAUACAGCAAAUAAACUACUAAACCGGAUAAAGCAGUUGUCUUCUCCUUCAGGCAAUGCAUUCCAAAGGUUGGCACAUUGCUUGGCUAAAGGGCUUGAAGCUCGCUUAACAGGAACAGGGAACCUAAUAUAUAGAAGUCUUACAACUAAGGGAGAGGUCAACUUCUGA